UUGCUCUAUGAUUAAAACAACGGUUGUGUAAUUCCUGAGGGAAGAAGAUAUAAGAGCUGCAGAAACUGCCCCGGGGUCUCUCAGAAGGCUGAAGAAAGCGGUCCUCAGAGCCUUGCAUGCCAACCAGAUCUAGGUGAAGCCGGGAGCUUCCAGGGAACACUGGCCAGGGCUCUGAGAUCCUCUCGAUAAACGGUUCCGAAGCUUGUCUGCCCCCGGGGAAAAGGAGGAUGGCCUCCAAGAGCGUGUGGCUGCUCCUGCUGGUGGCCGGCACCGGCGCCCUGGGCGACAUCCUCAUGAGGCCCAGCUGUGCUACCGGGUGGUUUUUCCACAAGUCCCAUUGCUACGGGUACUUCCGGAAGCUGAGGAAUUGGUCCGAUGCUGAGCUCGAGUGUCAGUCCUUUGGGAACGGAGCCCACCUGGCGUCUAUACAGAACCUACAGGAAGCCAAAGCCAUCUCCGAGUACAUAAGUGGCUACCAAAGGAGCCUGCCCGUGUGGAUCGGCCUGCACGACCCGCAGAAGAGUCAGCAGUGGCGGUGGAUCGACGGGACCUCGUACUUAUUCAGAACCUGGUCCGGCAGGUCCAUGGCUGGAAACCAGCACUGUGCUGAGAUGAACGCCCACAACUUUUUAACUUGGAACAGCAAGGAAUGCGACAAGCUCCAACACUUCCUCUGCAAGUACCGGCCGUAGAGCAGGAAUCGGGGUCCCGCAGCCCCGGCCCAAACCCCUCCCCCCUUCUUGCCCUGCCACCGUGUCUAUGUCUGAUCGUUGCCUCAGGAAGUAAACGUGGUAACCA
Molecule: messenger RNA, 798 nt
Organism: Myotis daubentonii (Daubenton's bat)
Lineage: Eukaryota; Metazoa; Chordata; Mammalia; Chiroptera; Vespertilionidae
Gene: REG4
Product: regenerating family member 4
Source: RefSeq, a predicted model, not a curated record